GUUGUGUCUACGAGCAGCCCGGAUUUGGUUGCGAUAGUACUCAAGUAUUAACCUCUCGCUCGCAAGUGCGCCUUGUGUAGCUGGUUGUUACAGACGACAUGUCGUCGGCAGCAACCCAAGUCGAUGUCCUGGACGACAUCUUCAAGAGAUUGAGAAACAAGGAGCACGAGGUCCGGGUGAAGGCUGCAAGCGACUUGCAACGCUAUGCGUCGAGCUCGUCCCUGGAUCCAUCUGCAGACGGAAUCACCAAACGAUGGGAUGAACAAAUCUCUCGGAAGCUGUUUGACUUGGUGCAUAGUCCGGGAGUCUCAGAGAAGCUAGGAGGCAUAUUGGCCAUCGACUACCUACUGAACGCGGACGGCGAGGGCGCCAUCGAGGCAAGACGAAACCUGUUUCGAUUCUACAACUAUGUCAAGACGCUGCUUCCGUUCUCCGACAUCAAUGUCAUGCUUGCGGCCUCGAAGACGCUUGGGCAAAUUGCAGCCCUGGGCGGCUCCCAGUUCGGCGACCACUGGCUUGACUAUGAGGUGCAAUCUGCCAUCACACUAUUGCAGGCCGACCGACAGCAAGAGACGGGGCGUUAUGCCGGCGUGUUGAUUCUGAAGGAGUUGGCUCGCAAUACCCCGACAUUCUUCCAUGCACAUAUUGGACUUGUAUUCGAGAAGAUCCUGGUGGCGUUGCGGGACACACGUCUGAUUGUCAGGGAGAGCGCGGCAGAGCUGCUCGCGGCAUGUCUCGAGAUCAUCACUCAGCGUGAACGGCAGGCACACAGCCCAGCGCUGAUGAAGAUUCUGCAAGAUGCACAAUUAGGCUUGAAGAUGGCGCAGCCGGAGAUUAUUCAUGGCUCCCUGUUGACGUAUCGAGAGUUGCUUCUGCAUGGCGGGAUGUUCAUGAAGGAACAUUUCCUCGAUGCAGCGGCACAGAUUAUGUUUUUCAAGACUCACCGUGAUGCUCUCGUCCGCAAGAUGGUGAUCACUUUGAUUCCUAGUCUCGCGCUCUACGACACGCAGAGCUUCUGCGAGCAUCAUUUGUACCAGGCAAUGGGACAUUUGCUGACUCAGCUCGACAAACCAAACGAGAGAUCAGUCGCUUUUAUCGCCAUCGGGCACGUCGCGCGAGCUGUAGGCAGUGAGAUGAAGCCAUUCCUUGAGCCCAUCAUGGGCCACAUCAAGCAAGGGUUGCAGAUGAGAGGCAAGAAGAACGCUCCUUCGGAAGAGCCCAUCUUCCAAUGUGUCGGGAUGCUGGCGUCUGCUGUGGGGCCCAAUCUGACAAAAUUGCUACACGAUCAAUUGGACCUCAUGUUUGCGUGCGGACUGAGCGAGCCAUUGAGACAGGCGCUGACCGCUAUUGCUACACAUAUCCCGCCACUCCUCAAGACGAUCCAAGAUCGUCUCCUUGAUCUGCUCUCAAUGAUCCUGAGCGGACGCCACUACAAGCCGCUUGGUUCCCCACCGUUCCAUGACGACAACUCCACUCCAGAGCCCGUCCCGAAGAAUUGGGAUCUGAUCACGCUUGCGCUGAUCACUUUGCGAGAUUUCGACUUCAGUGGACACGUACUUAAUGAGUUUGUUCGGGACUGUGCCCUUCCAUACCUUGAGGAGGAUACGGCCGAAGUGCGACGCGCUGCAGCGGAAACGUGCUGCCGGCUCUUCGUUCGCGAUCCUAUCGUGUAUCAAGCGAGCAACCACUCCAUUGAAAUCAUCAGCGAUGUCAUCGACAAGCUGCUCACGGUGGGAAUUGCUGAUUCAGAUCCUAGUAUCAGGCUUACUGUCUUGUCGUCCUUGCAUGAGCGCUUUGACAAGCACCUCGCACAGGCUGAGAACGUCCGCGCCCUAUUCAUUGCGGUGAAUGACGAGAACUUCGAAAUUCGCAUCGCUGCUGUUGGCUUGAUUGGGCGACUUGCUUUGCACAACCCUGCCUAUGUGAUGCCUUCACUGAGGAAGACGUUGAUUCAGCUUCUGACCGAAUUGGAGUACUCGACUGUGCCACGGAGCCGCGAAGAGUGCACCCGUCUAUUGACUCUCCUCGUCAGCUCAACCCAACGUCUCAUCAAGCCGUACGCUAUUCCUAUGCUCCGCGUUCUCCUACCAAAGGCCAAUGACAACAAUCCGACGGUAGCGGCAAACAUACUGAUGUGCCUCGGCGAGCUGACUAGAGUCGGUGGAGAGGAAGUGCUUCCGCAUGUUCCGGAAUUGAUGCAAGUAAUCAUGUCGAAGCUUGCGGAUGCAUCGCUCCCAAAGAGAGAUGCAGCUCUACACACGCUAGGACAAGUCUGCUCAAGCACCGGCUACGUCGUGACACCUCUCGUGGAGUACCCUCAAUUGCUACAGAUUUUGAGCAGGAUAUUACGUACAGAGUCAAAGCAGUCCAUUCGCAGGGAAGUCAUCAAAGUCCUUGGUAUCCUUGGUGCACUCGACCCUUACAGGCGGAAGACAAGGCCGGAGGACGAUGGUAUGAAUGAACUAGCCGCGACCCCUGUGUCGACUGUCUCAAGAACUUAUCCCGGCGGCAGUACUAUCACCGACGACUACUAUCAGACUGUUGCCAUCAGCGCGUUACUGGAUAUUCUGAAGGACCAGCAAGCAAGCGACCGUCACUACAACGUUAUCGAAGCGAUCAUGUCGAUAUUCAAAACCCAAGGUUUGAAGUGUGUCUCGUUCUUGCCGCAGAUUAUUCCUGCCUUCGCAACUGUGGCGCGUACUUCAACUUCCGUGUUCCAGAGGUUCCAUCUUGAGCAACUUGCCAUUCUGGUUGGAAUUAUCAAACAACACGUCCGCAAUUUCAUGAUGGUGCUGAUCGCGCUUGUAACUGAUCUGUGGGACAAUCCGUCCCUGCACUUGCCCUUGGUAUCUCUCAUCGAAGCACUUGGAAAGGCCCUUGAUGCCGAGUUCAAACCUUUUUUGCCGACCAUCUUGCCUCUGUUAAUUAGAACAUUCGACAACGAACAGAUUAGCGACAAGAUCGCAGGUACUCGGAUCAAAAUUCUUGAUGCAUUCUUAACAUUCGGGGCGAAUAUCGAGGAGUACUUGCAAUUAGUCAUCCCGAUCAUCAUGAGGACAAUCGAAACUGAGCCACAGAACCUGGAACAAGACGCCGCGAAGUAUAUGAAUGCUCUUCGCAAGAGAGCCAUCCAAACGAUCGAAGGGUUGUCGCGUAGGGUCAACUUCUCUGAUCAUGCGUCUCGUAUCAUCCAUCCCCUUGCUCGCGUCUUGAAGCGUAACGGCAACGAGCUUAAAAUGGCGAUUAUGGAUACGUUAUGUUCUCUUGUCAUUCAACUUGGUUCCGAUUUUGCCGUGUUCGUACCAGCCUUGAGCAAGAUCCUGAUACAAGAACACAUUACACAUCCCAAGUACGAAAAUCUGAUAUCCAAGCUGUUAAAUGGUGAGCGAUUGCCUCAGGAGGUUGGCAUUACAGAGCUUCCUGAGAGUGCAAAAAGUGCCGAGUUCUCCGCUCCUGCAGAGGCAACUAAGAUGGCGGUCAAUCAGCAACAUCUCAAGCAAGCCUGGGAUGUAUCUCAAGUGUCCGCGAAGGAGGAUUGGAUCGAGUGGAUGCAUAGAAUAUCUGUAGAGUUCAUGAAGGAGUCGCCAUCUCAUGCACUGCGAGCGUGUAUGAGCCUGGUUGAUGUUCAUCCCCCUCUUGCAAGGGAGUUGUUCAACGCUGCCUUCAUUUCGUGCUGGGGAGAACUGUAUGAUCAAUAUCAGGAAGAUCUUGUUCGGUCUAUCGAAUGCGCAAUCACUUCUACUAUUGCUCCUUCUGAGGUGGUUCAUCGCCUCCUGAAUCUCGCAGAGUUCAUGGAGCACGAAGAGAAAGCAUUGCCUAUUGAGAAUCGAAUCCUUGGAGAAUACGCAAUGAAGUUCCAUGCCUAUGCGAAGGCCCUUCACUACAAAGAACUCGAGUUCUUCACAGAGACGUCUCCAACCAUAAUCGAGUCUUUGUUGAGCAUCAACUCCAAGUUACAACAGCACGACGCUGCAUGGGGGACGCUCCUGAUUGCUCGCGAGCAAUACGAUGUCACCAAACAUGAGGAGUGGUACGAGCGGCUGGGUCGCUGGCAGCAAGCUCUCGACACCUACCAGAAGAAGGCUCUGGUGGACCCGGACAAUCUGGAUGUCGCCAUGGGGAGAAUGCGUUGUCUCCAUGCGCUUGGGGAAUGGAGCGAUCUGGCAGCUCUAGUGGAAGAGAAUUGGGCGAAGGCUAAUCAUGAAGACCGCAGAGAAAUAGCUCCAAUGGCUGCUGCCGCUGCAUGGUCCUUGAACGAUUGGGACUCAAUGGAGGAUUAUAUUGCAACAAUGAAACCAGAUUCUGCGGACCGUCCUUUCUAUCGAGCUAUUCUUUCUGUCCACCAGAACCAGUUUCCGAAGGCAAUGGCUCACAUAGCGAAGGCUCGAGACCAGCUAGAUCCCGAACUAACAUCACUGGUUGGUGAAAGCUAUGGCCGGUCCUAUAACACGAUGGUCAGAGCUCAGAUGCUGUCCGAAUUGGAGGAAAUCAUAUCCUACAAGCAAUUUGCGGAUCAACCGGAGCGACAGCAGUCCAUGCGCAAAACUUGGAUGAAGAGAUUGCAGGGUUGUCAACCUGACGUCGAGGUUUGGCAGCGAAUUCUUCAAGUGCGAGCGCUUGUGGUCAAUCCAGAGGAUGAUCCGACGAUGUGGAUCAAGUUCGCCAACCUCUGUCGCAAGUCAGAUAGAAUAUUCCUCGCUGAGAAGACAAUCAAUUCUCUCAUAUCGCCAGAGAGGACAUACCGGGACAGUUUGAAGGCACCACAUCCGGUCGUAUACGCUCAACUCAAGUCUGCCUGGGCAACGGGUGCUCGAGAAGAAAGCCUGAGCUAUUUGCGCCAGUUCACUGCGAACUUGCAAAGAAGUUAUCAAGCGGAGGAAGCGGCCAUCAAGGCGCAACCCGAGUUUUCUAGGCCGAAGUCCAAUCAGAAGCUGGAGGACCUCUCUCGACAGUUGGCACGAUGCUACUUCAAGCAAGCUGAGUGGCAAGCUGCUCUGAAGGAUGAAUGGGGCUCGCGGAAUAUCAAGGAUAUUUUGCACUCAUAUUUCCUUGCCACUCAUUACGAUCGGAAUUGGUACAAGGCGUGGCACACAUGGGCUCUGGCAAAUUUUGAGGUGGUUGGCUUCAUGGAGAGUCAGACUCAGAAUAAAAUUACCGAGGUCCCGCGAGAUGACUUGGCCGUACACAUAGUUCAGGCUGUCAACGGAUUUUUCCAGUCAAUCUCGUUGAAAAACGAGAACGCCCUGCAAGAUACACUGCGCUUGUUGACGCUUUGGUUCAAAUACGGCGGGCAUGAGGACGUGAGCCAUGCAAUGAGUGACGGUUUCACCAAGGUCGAAGUGGAUACGUGGUUGGAGGUGAUCCCGCAGAUAAUUGCUCGCAUCCAAACACCGAAUGAGAACAUCCGUCGUAAUAUUAGCAACCUCCUCAGCGAUGUCGGGAAGCAUCAUCCACAAGCACUCGUCUACCCUCUCACUGUGGCCUCGAAAUCUUCGAGCGAUGCGCGCAAAACCGCUGCUAUGGCGAUCAUGGAUCGCAUGAGAGAGCACUCCAAGACGAUCGUGGAGCAGGCCUUGCUUGUCAGCCAUGAGCUCAUCAGAGUCGCUAUUUUGUGGCAUGAGAUGUGGCAUGAAGGCUUAGAGGAAGCUUCGCGUCUCUAUUUCACGGACAAGGACCCUGAAGGGAUGAUUGUGUAUCUGGAACCUCUGCAUGAAAUGCUCGAAGCUGGCCCUAAAACUGCUCGGGAGACAUCCUUCGCACAAGUAUUCGGUAGGGACCUGCACGAGGCGCGCGAAGCCUGUAGACGCUGGAGGGUAUAUGGCGAGCAGAGAGAUUUAGACAGAGCAUGGGAGAUCUACUAUGGAGUCUUCAAGAAGAUUGAAAAACAGUUGCCUCAGCUAACAACAUUGGAUCUGCAGUUUGUCUCGCCAGAGUUGCUUAAAGCUCGGAGUCUCGAGUUGGCAGUACCAGGAACAUAUCAGAGUGGACGCCCUGUCAUUACGAUUGUCAGCUUUGCGACGAAACUAUCUGUGAUUCAGUCCAAGCAACGACCUCGCCGUCUGUCUUUGAGAGGCAGCGACGGCAAAGACUACCAGUAUGUUCUGAAAGGCCAUGAAGACUUACGCCAGGAUGAGCGCGUGAUGCAGUUGUUCAGUCUCGUCAACAACCUCCUUUCAGUUGAUACAGACUGCUUCAAGCGCCGUUUGCAUAUCCAGCGCUACCCUGUCAUUCCGUUGGCGCCAAACGCUGGUUUGCUCGGCUGGGUGCAAGACAGUGAUACGCUUCAUGUGCUUGUUCGAGACUACCGCGAAUCUCGCAAGAUACUCUUAAACAUCGAGUAUCGUCUCAUGCUUCAGAUGGCACCUGACUACGAGAACCUCAUCCUUCUCCAGAAGAUAGAGGUCUUCGAAUACGCGCUUGAGAACACGACAGGACAGGAUCUCUACCGAGUGCUCUGGCUGAAAAGUAUCAGCUCGGAACAUUGGCUGGAGCGUCGAGCCACGUACACCCGCUCUCUAGCAGUCAACAGUAUGGUGGGCCACAUCCUGGGUCUGGGCGAUCGUCAUCCAUCAAACUUGAUGUUGAAGCGCAACACGGGUAAGGUAGUGCAUAUUGACUUCGGAGACUGUUUCGAAGUAGCAAUGCACCGCGAAAAAUUCCCGGAGAAAAUUCCGUUCAGACUGACAAGGAUGUUGACGCACGCAAUGGAGGUAAGCGGCAUUGAAGGGAGCUUCAGGAAUACCUGCGAGAUCAGCAUGAGAGUGCUGCGAGACAAUAAGGAGUCUUUGAUGGCUGUCCUGGAGGCCUUCGUAUAUGACCCGCUUAUCAACUGGAGGUUGAUGCAGACCGACGUUGACACACGACGGCCAGUGGGCCGUGUAGAAUAUACACGCGCUGCUCAAUACCCACAAGGUCCCAUCAGGAAGCUAAAAGCAGAUGAGAACGACAUUUUCAACGAGCACCAAGAGAUACGCAACGAACGUGCAUUACAAGUGUACAACCGUGUACAGAACAAGCUUACAGGUCGUGACUUCGAUCCUGAGGAGUCUCUUACGGUUGAAACGCAAGUCGAUAAGCUCAUCAUACAAGCCACCUCACUCGAAAACCUCUGUCAAUGCUUCUCAGGAUGGUGUGCGUUCUGGUGAUGUUUCUGCGGGUUGGAUCCGGAUGUAUCUAUAGAUCAUCGUGUUUCCCUAAUCUACACUAUGCACUUUGUACAUCGUCUCUGGGACUCCUCUUCGUAGAUACCUUGGAAAUACGCUGUAAUCACUUGCUUAUCUCUCGCGUGUGUCAUGAUUCGAUAGACUCUAUACACUCAAAGAUGCCGACAUCAAUGGUUCAAUGUGUUGCAAAACUGCAAAACUGCAAUAAUAAGUUGCUGUGUUCUUGAG
Messenger RNA from Laetiporus sulphureus 93-53, 7391 nucleotides. RefSeq names its product atypical/PIKK/FRAP protein kinase. Gene Ontology annotation, cellular component: TORC2 complex; nucleus; TORC1 complex. The record is from RefSeq and is a predicted model, not a curated record. The coding region runs from base 99 to 7145 and encodes 2348 amino acids. NCBI's taxonomy places the organism in Eukaryota, Fungi, Basidiomycota, Agaricomycetes, Polyporales, Laetiporaceae. Gene Ontology annotation, molecular function: protein-containing complex binding; protein binding; protein serine/threonine kinase activity. The transcript has 33 exons. Gene Ontology annotation, biological process: negative regulation of macroautophagy; TOR signaling; protein phosphorylation.